This is a messenger RNA of Prosopis cineraria, 1215 nucleotides long. Its product is annotated as organ-specific protein S2-like. The transcript is spliced from 2 exons. The record is from RefSeq and is a predicted model, not a curated record. Lineage: Eukaryota; Viridiplantae; Streptophyta; Magnoliopsida; Fabales; Fabaceae. Bases 109 to 990 code for a protein of 293 amino acids.
GUAUCAGUGUGAUGUUUGGCCUAUAAAUAGGCAGAGAUUAGAGAGCCUCUCCGCACACAAUCAACUUCAAAUUCUUAAACUUCAAACUUUCUCACCACUUGAUUCACCAUGACACUUUCAGCUUUUCCUCUCAUUCCUCUCCUCUUCCUUUUGUUGUUGGCUGGUACAGGAGCCUCAAGAAAAGAUCCAGGUGAAUACUGGAGAAUGGUGAUGAAAGACGAGGCCAUGCCUCAAGAAAUAAAAGGCCUUCUUCUUCAUCAUAAUCCUCUGAUUCAUUCUGAAACAAAACCUCACUCCCGCAAUCAUCUUUUUCAAAAUCUGAAUCACAAAUGCGAUGAAGAUGAUCAUCAUCAUGAUCAACCUCUUGUUACAACACAAAAGAUGUUCGUACAAGAAGAGAUUGAAGCCAUCCCCAGUGUUACUGCUCAUAACAAUGAUUAUUUACCUACGCCUGGUACUUCACCUUACAACAACGGCCAUCUUGGCACUACAGGGAAAAAUUUCAUCAAAGAUUUCGAACCUCGGCCUAAUAUCUCGGCUUAUAACGAUGACAAGAUUGGAUCCGAGGAAAAGAACAAGUUUGCAAAAGAUUUUGAGCCAAGACCAAAUAUCUCAGCUUACAGCAAUGACAAGCUUGAAAAUGAAGAUAAGAAGAAAUUUGUGGAAGAUUUUGAGCCAAGGCCAAAUGUCUCAGCUUACAAUGACGACGAUGUUGUCGGAGUCGUGGAUGAAAAGAAGUUUGCAGAAGAUUUUGAACCAAGACCCAACGUCUCAGCUUACGGCAAUGAAGAGGUUGAAAAUGAGGAAAAUAAGAAGUUUGUGAAAGAUUUUGAACCAAGACGAAGUGUGUCAGCUAACGAUGAGAUCAAAGCAGAGACAAAGAAGGUUGUGAAAGAUUUUGAACCCAGACCAAACGUGUCAGCUUAUGGGGAUGAUGAUAUCAAGAAUGACUUUGAACCCAGGCCUAACGUGUCUGCUUAUUCUGAAUGAAUAUAAUGAACAAGAAUAUAUAGCCACUGGCUAGAUAUAUGGAGAUGCAUGAUCAAUAAGGUUAUACACGUAUGGUGCAUCCUUACAUGUAUAAUUAUUUCUAUGUAUGUACAUGCACGGUGUGGUUUGGUGUGCUUCAAUUUUCACAAUUGUUAAGAACAUAUUGCGUAAACUUGUGGGUUAUAUUAUAAAUAAAUCUGUCAGACGUUUCUGAUCUCCUUUAAA